GUAAGCAGACUGUCCGGACUUUCUACGACAUGUCACGUGCAACGGACUAUCCUCGAGUCUGGCCGCUCUCGUCGUUGCGUUGAGGAUGCGUAGGACAGUGCCGUACACAUCACUACAUCCGCAAUCAUGGACUGAGCCAGCCAGGCGCUGGCGGAAGUCUUCUCUGCAGGCGAUUAUGCGCCAUACCGUGCAGUUUCAGAGAAGAGCAGUGUUCCAUCGUCGUAAACACGGAGGAGCGUCAAUAUUGCUGGAAACCCAAAGCCAGCAAUACCUUAGCCCAGACGAAGAGAAAGCUAUGGUCAAGUUUUUGUUACUGAUGUCUCAUUUCGGGCACCCUGUACAAAUUAAAUACAUACCUUCGCUAGUUAGACGUUGUAAGGGUCCAUGAACAAGCGACUUCACCGAGCGCCUGGCAGCACUAUGCGCGACCUUAGAUACGUUUAUCCCUUUUGUGAGAGUGGAAAUAUCUCACCGACUUAUGGGCGGCUGCGUAUAGCUGCACAGGGGUG
Messenger RNA from Dothidotthia symphoricarpi CBS 119687, 509 nucleotides. RefSeq lists its product as uncharacterized. Lineage: Eukaryota; Fungi; Ascomycota; Dothideomycetes; Pleosporales; Dothidotthiaceae. The transcript has a single exon. The record is from RefSeq and is a predicted model, not a curated record. The coding region runs from base 86 to 388 and encodes 100 amino acids.